This is a messenger RNA of Laccaria bicolor S238N-H82, 1023 nucleotides long. RefSeq lists its product as uncharacterized. The transcript has 7 exons. NCBI's taxonomy places the organism in Eukaryota, Fungi, Basidiomycota, Agaricomycetes, Agaricales, Hydnangiaceae. Bases 1 to 1023 code for a protein of 340 amino acids. The record is from RefSeq and is a predicted model, not a curated record.
AUGGCCUCCAAACACCAGGCCCAAGCUGCUUCAGCCCGCGGCAGAAAUACCGUCUCCAAGCCCUUGAGCUCGUCAGCUACCGCGAGCUCUAGAGCAAAGCAGGCUGUUCCCCUUCAACGCGCCCAGAGCACAAACUCAACCCCAUUUGCAAAAUCAUCUGCUAAUGCCAAUACGACAAAGAUUUCGUCACUUUCUCGAACUGCUUCUGCUGGAGCCAACGUGAGGCCGAAACCGAACCCCUCAAAGCCAUUGGACAAGCCUUCACCUGUGGUGAAUGCGAAUGUUCCGGUUGUACAGACGGAUAAUGUUCCAGUGGCAAAGCCGGACGCCUCUUCAUCCUCCAAGCCAACAUCGACAUCAACCCCACCCAUCGAAGAAGAGACCCCGACGCGAACUUCAGAUCCCUUGCAAGUCGCUGCGCAGGCUUAUCCAUGGAUGUACAUGACAUCCACGCUGGAAGCGUGUUUUGCGUCAUCGGAGCAAGUGGCAAAGAACGACCUCGAAACCCGCGCAAAACAGAUCUCAGAGGAAGAAUCCGAAUUAUCGGACCAACGGACUCGGCUUGAAGCGGAGCGCGCAAUUGACUUUUAUGAUGAAUUAGCGACGGACACUUUCGCCAGAGAUGCCCCUCUUAUUAUGAAGACAUAUCAUUCGCACGGCGAUGCCUGUACACGUCUUGAGGCGGAGGCGCUUAACCUUGCCGUGCGCGGCUCGGCGGUUCCUGAUGAUGAUGCCCCUUUGCAAGUUUACGCUGACAUGCUCGACAGUCUCGAGGAACUUCAGGCAGAGGCGUCAGACCUGGAGUCAUCCAUCCUCAAACUCACAUCAAGUACGCCGGCGAAUGACGACGCAGCUACUGAAUCAUCAUCUGCGCGGGGACAGAUCAUCAGUGUCAUCGCGGCGUGUCUCCCCGUCUUACAUGCCCGCAUCGCGAAUUUGACAAUGGCACAAGACCUCAUUGACAGUGCCCAGGAGAACUUGAGCAUUAGUUUACGCAUGGAGAGUCUUGGUUUAGAUGUCUAA